Ambispora gerdemannii is the source of this 194-nucleotide messenger RNA. Lineage: Eukaryota; Fungi; Glomeromycota; Glomeromycetes; Archaeosporales; Ambisporaceae. The record is from the annotation of a GenBank genome assembly.
UACCUAUUCCCAAGUCUAAGAGAAGUGCUGAUAACGCUAAUACUGUCAUUUUCAGUGGCAAUACUGGCAUUCUCAAUGGUAAUCAAGUUUACGCACCUGUACAAAGUCCAAUUAAUCUUUGCGGAAUUGCUAUUAGUAUUCCUGACGAUUCAUCUUCUGGUUGUCAAUUGUUAAAUCCCGAAAAGCUUGCGUGA